UUUGACAAUUGUAACUCAACUGCUUGCAGCACAUCGUCAGUAUAUUUACAAUAGUUUUCAGUUUCCAUGUUCAACAUUUGUGGAAAUUUUUAUUUUGUAACCUGUGUUCCUAACCAGGGCUGAUACUCAUUUGGGGAAAGUGCUCCUUUAAUUCAGUCUUCCUAUUGUCAGCAAUGCAUGACUUGAAAACAAGGAAAAACGGCACUCGAGGAGUUUACAUACGCCAAAUCACAGUAUCCUUGUUGUACCUCAUCUUCGAGUAUGAGAUUUCUUUUGCAUACCUAUUCUUAAUAGAAAUUACAAUGGUAAAGAAGAAUUUGCAUAUUUCUCCAAUUCCUAGAAUCAUGUUUUUUCCAUUUCAAUAUUUCUUCUGAACAAACUGUGUGCAGUGUAUGAAAAGGAACCACUGAGAUUCUGACACUGCUAUCCUCAGGUGAUCUGAUAAAAUGUUUCUGAGUACAUGCAUCAGAAAUAAGAUUUCCUUAAUUUUUACUUAUUUUUAUGAUGCUGGGAUUUCAUACACAUUUUCUCCCUGGAAGUAGCAACUUUUGCUCUCCUGAGAACACGUGCUUUUUUAAAAUUAUGGUUAACCAGUCGGUUGAUUGCAGCACUUUGCAAACAAUACAUUGUACUGUUGAUAACUAAAUAAGUAUUCGCUUUACUUUCCACCUUUUGUUGCAUGUAUGAUCAUUAUAAUCAAGAUAUAUAGAGUGACAAUUGCAUUUUGUGCUGAAGAGAACAGGGAAAUGGAUUUCAAUGUAUUAUUUGCAAAAUUAUUCACAAACCUUCCAUUUUUGACAUGUUCAUUGUGUGUCAGACAAAGAACAUUUAAUACAAUAAGUAGUGAAGAAAGGAAAAGGCUGAAGCAUAUUUACUCAUUUAAUAUAUCUGAACAUUUGUUUAAUAUGUAUAUACUUUUAAAUUUUACAUUACAUUGAUCUAUUGUGUUUUGCAAAACUUUUAUGUGUACGAAAUACAAGAAAUGGAAGAACACAUUGUCUCUUGCUGUUAUGCUGCAUUGGUUUGUGUUGUGACAAAAGUGUGGUGCUUGUUUGUUCUACUGUUGGGGGUAAAAUUCAGAGGUGAAAGUGUAUUGAAUAUGGUUUUCAAGUGGCGUUUAAGUGAUACCUACAUAGAUGGUGUACAGUGCAAGAUAUGGGUGCAUGUGCAAAGCUGAAACAUCAUGAAGGCUUCGAGAUUGCUGUGCCUGCUUAGAAAAUUUCAUCCUCUGUGAGCUGGAAGCCGUCAUACUUCAGUCUUAUUGUACAUUUAUGUGUAUUGGUGCACACAUGGUGCAUGCUGUUCCACGAAGGCAGUUGUGUGGCUGGGAAGUGAAACAUUACCAUACACAUAAAUGAACUGAAUUGAAUAAUCUGCGAGAAUCGGAGGAUCGUAUAAGACAGCAACAUAUUGAAUCCUCGCACAGGGAGAAAGUUUUGGUGCGGCGACUUGCCACCAAGGAACAGGAAAUGCAGGAAUAUGCUAAUCAGAUUGCGGAGCUGAAAGCUGCCCAAGCUCCAGGAGCAACAGCUCUGCGCACUGCACUUCUUGAUCCUUCAGUGAAUCUGCUACUUCAGCGGCUGCGCCAGGAACUGCUGUCCACAAGGGCACGCUUGGAAGAGACACAGAAUGAGCUCAGUGCUUGGAAGUUCACACCAGACAGCAAUACUGGUAAAAGGCUAAUGGCCAAAUGCAGGCUUCUUUAUCAAGAGAAUGAAGAACUGGGACGUAUGAUUUCUAGUGGCAGACUUGCAAAACUUGAGGGAGAUUUAGCACUGCAAAAAAGCUUUAGUGAAGAAGUGAAAAAAUCCCAGUCUGAACUAGAUGAAUUUCUUCAAGAUUUGGAUGAAGACGUGGAAGGAAUGCAGGGUACAAUAUAUUUCUUACAACAGGAACUGCGUAAAGCAAAGGAAUCAAAUGCUGCCCUACAGCAAGAGAAUUCUGCUUUGAAAUCUGGUGGAGUGACAACAACAGAGCAUAAUACUGGUUUACGGACAAGUGAGGUGGGAAGGGAAUCGAGGCCACGGACGCCUUUGCCUUUGUGUCAUAAUGGGAUAAGGGAGAAAGGGGAGGAUGACUCUAGAGGUUGGGAUGAGCGGACUCAAGGGUCAGAUAGGCCACUAACCAGGGACACAUCCUCAUCCCAGUCACCAGGUACUGAAAAUGCAGCAGACCGUCCGGCAGGCCGAGAUGGGUCUCAUCCACCACAGCAGCCACCUCCUGAGGAAGACAGUGUGUCUUGUGAUGCUAGGUCCCCAGAAGAUACCCGUCUGUCCCCUCAGCGUAGACCUCAUAGUCAGUAUGAGGAAUCGAACGAUUCAACGAACGUACAUUCCAGCAUGCCCCCUAGGACGUCUCAGAAUAGUGAGAGGAACUGGCAAAAAGUUAUCGUUGAGCAAGAUGAUUCUUCUAGUGACUCAAGUGAAUUAAUACUUAAGAUUGAAUCUGAAGACAUCGCUGAUGAUGAUUUGGAUCCCCAGAGUUCUGAUGCUGGAGCUGAAACCAACAAAGUGGGUAACAGUGUGAAUGAGAGAGACAGGAGUGUGCCCAUUAGUGCAGAUAGGACUGCAGAGCGUAGUGAUGUCAUAAAAGAGCAGUCGAGGGAUGGCAGAGACUCCCCAUCAUCCAGGAAAAGAACAUGUUCAAAUGAUGACAGCAGUAAUGAUAGUGACAAUGUACCAUUGAUAAAAAAAGUACGUCGUGAUUCAGAAAUUUCCCUUCAUUAUAAUGAGGAGGAUGAUGAUGCAGGCCUGACAAAUGGAGAGAGUGGUGUUUCAGGUAGUAGGACUAGUGGGAAGUAAUGCAUAAUUAUUUUGCAUAAUCACAUGCGUAGUAUUUAUCAGCAUAACGUGAUAUGUUUUAUUCCCAGUUUAUUUAAGUGCAGUCUCACAAAUUUUAUAAUAUGUUUUGAACAUCCAGAUUUAUUGUGGUAGAAAGUUGUCAGCUAUAAUUUUGUAUACAAUAUGUGUAAAGUUACAUGCAGAUGUAAAAUAAAAUGUUUUAUGAA
Messenger RNA from Schistocerca nitens (vagrant locust), 3007 nucleotides. It is a transcript of the gene fl(2)d, whose product is annotated as pre-mRNA-splicing regulator WTAP. Gene Ontology annotation, cellular component: nucleus. Bases 1470 to 2801 code for a protein of 443 amino acids. Lineage: Eukaryota; Metazoa; Arthropoda; Insecta; Orthoptera; Acrididae. The transcript is spliced from 5 exons. Gene Ontology annotation, biological process: regulation of alternative mRNA splicing, via spliceosome. The record is from RefSeq and is a predicted model, not a curated record.